Messenger RNA from Chenopodium quinoa (quinoa), 1008 nucleotides. RefSeq lists its product as uncharacterized. The coding region runs from base 1 to 1008 and encodes 335 amino acids. The record is from RefSeq and is a predicted model, not a curated record. The transcript has 5 exons. Lineage: Eukaryota; Viridiplantae; Streptophyta; Magnoliopsida; Caryophyllales; Amaranthaceae.
AUGGCUUGUUUGUCUUCUGUCUCCUUCUCUAUUUUGAUCAAUGGUAUUCCUUCCAAUCCAUUCCCUGCAAAGAAGGGUCUUAGGCAAGGUGAUCCCAUGUAUCCCUUUAUUUUUUCCAUUGGAAUGGAGUACCUCUCCAGAUGUCUCUCUGAGCUUCAGCUGAAUCUUGAUUUUAAUUAUCACCCUAGGUGUGAGAAAAUGGGGUUGACCCAUCUUAUGUUUGCUGAUGAUUUGUUGUUGUUCUCUAGAGCAGAUGCUCAGUCUGUCUCUUUGCUUUUCCAAGCUUUCUCUAAGUUUUCUGAAGCUUCUGGUUUAUCAGCUAACUUAGAUAAAAGUGAGGUGUAUUUUGGUGGGCUCCUUGAUUCUGAGCAGGAUGAGAUGAGAGAUUUGAUUGGGGUUGCUCCUGGUACUAUUCCAUUCAAGUACUUAGGGGUUCCUCUUUCUUCUAAAAAGUUGACCAUUGCUCAAUGCAAGCCCCUUGUUGAUAAAGUGACUGUUAGGAUUAAUGGUUGGUCUGCUAGGCACCUCUCCUAUGCUGUUUAUCUCCCAAAAGUUAAUGGUGACUGGAAUCUUCUUUCUCUUCCUGAGUGGAAUGUUGCUGCUAUCUCCAGACUUCUUUGGGAUCUUGCUCAUAAAGCUGACAAUUUAUGGGUGAAAUGGGUUCAUACCUAUUAUUUCAAAGAUAAACCUUGGUGGAAUAAACAUGCCCUUAGGAAGUGUUCUUGGGUGCUGAGUAGAAUUCUGAAAUGUAGAACUGUUAUUGAUAAUAUUGGUGGUUGGGAUGCUGUUAAACAAGUUUUACUAAGGUCAUUUGGGAAAGGAUUUUGGCUAUCUUUGGUUGCAACAGAGAAACUCCUUGAUCUUUACAGGAGUUGCAAAUCUAGUGAAGCUGUGCUCAGAGAUGUAUUAUUUGUUGUUGCCUGUAGAUGUUCUAGUUCUGACAUGAAUUUGCUGAUCCUAGUUGUUGUAAUGCCUAUUUUGUCUAGUCCUGCUGCUUUUUGCAGCUGA